AUGAAGGUGAGCCCAACUUCCUGUUUGUGUCCUGUACUUCUGUGUCUUUGCUUCUUGGAAAGAGGCUAUGGGGCAAGUCACCAUGGCCAAGUCAAAAUGAUCACUAGGAACCAUAACAUGACUCGCAGUCGCAACCACACAAAAGAUGAAGAGACUGAGGUCCACCACAGACCAAAGCGAGGAUGGAUAUGGAACCAGUUCUUUGUACUGGAGGAGCACAUCGGGCCAGAUACACAAUAUGUUGGGAAGCUUCAUUCAAAUUCAGAUAAAGGAGAUGGUUCAGUAAGAUAUAUCCUUAGUGGAGAAGGAGCAGGAACUAUCUUUAUUAUCAAUGAAGUAACAGGAGACAUUCAUGCCACCAAGAGCCUGGACCGGGAGAAAAAGUCACAUUAUGUUCUCCACGCUCAGGCAAUUGACAUCAACACCAACAGACCUUUGGAACCAGAGUCAGAGUUCAUCAUCAAAGUGCAGGAUAUUAAUGACAACGCACCCAAAUUUCCUAAUGGUCCCUUUAUCACAUCUGUGCCAGAGAGGUCAAAAGUCGGUACAUCAAUUUUCCAGGUGACCGCAACAGAUGCGGAUGACCCCACUUACGGAAACAGUGCACGGGUGGUGUACAGCAUUUUGCAAGGACAGCCUUACUUCUCCGUGGACCCCCAAACAGGUAUCAUCAGAACAGCAUUGCCAGACAUGGAUAGAGAAGGAAAAGAGCACUACACAGUGGUCAUCCAGGCCAAAGACAUGGCGGGACAGGUGGGAGGAUUGUCCGGCUCCACUACCGUCAACAUCACGCUCACUGAUGUCAAUGAUAACCCUCCUAAAUUCCCUCCAGAAAACUAUCAGGUGUUUGUCCCUGAGUCUGCACAGGUGGGAAAACCAGUGGGAAAGAUCAAAGCCAAUGAUGAGGAUGUAGGGGUUAAUGCUGAAAUUAAAUACAGCAUUAUUAAUCAAGAAGCUGCCAACAUGUUCUCCAUUGCUACAGACAAAGACACAAAAGAAGGCGUCAUCAGUCUUAGAAAGCCACUUAACUAUGAAAAGAAGAGACAGUACACUCUGCAUAUUGCAGCAGAAAACACGCACCUCGACCCUCACUUCUCCCACCUGGGAUCAUUUAGGGAUAAUGCUACUCUCAAGAUAACAGUUGGAGAUGUGGAUGAACCUCCUGUUUUCUCUAUGGAUUAUUAUAUCAUGGAUGUAGAUGAGGAUGCCAAAAUUGGCACAGAAGUGGGAAGAGUAACAGCACAGGAUCCAGACAGCAAAAACAGCCGAAUCAGGUAUUUCAUUGAGCAAAGCAACGAUGAUGAGAGCUAUUUUGACAUUGAGCCUAUCAGCGGAGUAAUUAGAACAACGAGACUUCUGGAUCGAGAGGACAUAUCCUGGCACAACAUCACUGUCAUGGCAACAGAGGAAGGUAAUCCUAGUCUCGUGAGUCAUGUUGCUGUCACAGUACAGGUUCUGGAUGUUAACGAUAAUUCACCAGAAAUCAACACAGAGGAAGAAAUCAUCAUCUGUGAAAGCACAAGAGCAGGACAGGUUAUUCAGACUAUCACUGCUGUGGAUAAGGAUGACUUUGCCAAUGGACAAAGAUUUUACUUUGCUUUACCUGGAGGAAUUCCGAUUAAUCCCAACUUUACUAUAAGGGACAAUGAAGACAGCACGGCUAGUAUCGUAGCCAGGCGGCACCGUUUCCACCGACUGACUCAGGAGCUGUAUGAGCUGCCCGUGGUGGUGUGGGAUGGAGGAGAACCCCUUCUGAGCAGCACCAGCACUCUGACCUUACGUGUCUGCCCAUGCCAGCAUGGUACCAGGCUUAAGAUUUGCCAAAGUGAAGCCUUUCUUUCUUCCGCAGGUCUUAGCACUGGAGCACUCAUCGCUAUCCUGCUGUGUGUUCUCAUACUGUUAGCAAUCGUAAUUCUGUUCAUCACUUUGUGGCGAAGCAAAAAGGAACCACUGAUAAUCUCAGAGGAGGACAUUCGGGAAAAUGUGGUCACCUAUGACGACGAAGGAGGAGGCGAGGAGGACACCGAAGCGUUCGACAUCAUCGCUUUGCGAAACCCGGAAGCUGCAGAGGGACUAAAGUUCAGGAGGGAUGUCCAGCCUGACGGGUGUUAUCCCGGGUCUAAAAGAUUCUGUCGCCAUGGCUGCAACCAUCGUAGCCCUGCCUCCCUGGCAACAGAUGAGGAAACAGACGUCCACGACUUUAUCAGACAGAGAAUAACAGAGGCAGAUCAGGAUACUAGCGUACCCCCUUAUGAUUCACUACAGACUUACGCCUAUGAAGGACAAGGCUCAUCAGCAGGCUCCAUCAGUUCAAUAGGGUCACCAGGAAUCCAUUCCGAACAGGACUGUAAUGUACUAGACGACUGGGGUCCGGAAUUUCAAAAACUAGCCGAACUCUACGGUGAGGAGGCUGAUAUGAUUCAUGAACUGAAUGCAAAAGAGUCAGAAGAACAGACUUAGUUUUAAAGGUCGUUUCAAAGACUUUACAACUUCAAACACAUACAUAAACAGAAUAAAACUACUCUCUUUUGCUACCAUGGAUGUCAUUGUUUUAUCAAUAAAGUGAAAUAUUAUCAGACUGUUAUCCGGCUGAAAGUUUUGCGUCAGCUAAAAGACAGACUGACGGACAUUCUUCUGAUGAUUUUGGAUCUUUUAAAUAGUAGAUUCCAAGAAGCAAGGAGAAGAUGAACAACCUGAAAAAAGAAAAUGAAUGGAAAAAGGAAAUAUUUUCCAUGGUGUAUAUUUUUAUUGCAUAAUAAAGUCAGAAAC
Messenger RNA from Trichomycterus rosablanca, 2769 nucleotides. RefSeq names its product cadherin-18. Bases 1 to 2460 code for a protein of 819 amino acids. Gene Ontology annotation, cellular component: catenin complex; plasma membrane; adherens junction. The record is from RefSeq and is a predicted model, not a curated record. The transcript is spliced from 11 exons. Gene Ontology annotation, biological process: cell-cell adhesion mediated by cadherin; multicellular organism development; cell-cell junction assembly. NCBI's taxonomy places the organism in Eukaryota, Metazoa, Chordata, Actinopteri, Siluriformes, Trichomycteridae. Gene Ontology annotation, molecular function: cadherin binding; calcium ion binding.